Messenger RNA from Leishmania braziliensis MHOM/BR/75/M2904, 1830 nucleotides. RefSeq lists its product as hypothetical. The record is from RefSeq and is a predicted model, not a curated record. The transcript has a single exon. NCBI's taxonomy places the organism in Eukaryota, Euglenozoa, Kinetoplastea, Trypanosomatida, Trypanosomatidae. Gene Ontology annotation, biological process: monoatomic cation transport; transmembrane transport. Gene Ontology annotation, molecular function: monoatomic cation transmembrane transporter activity. Gene Ontology annotation, cellular component: membrane. The coding region runs from base 1 to 1830 and encodes 609 amino acids.
AUGAUGCAAGAGGCCCUCCGAUUGUUCCGCAUUCCGGCGCGAAGCAAGGGGCACCGUCGACAGCAGCAGGCUACCAUCAUAUUUACUCUCUUAUGGGGAACGAGCAUCAUCUUUAUCAUCUUCACUCCCUUUCUCAUCGCUUCCGUGCAGGCUCUCGUACUGCUCAACACAGCCGCUUCUCUCAUGGCUGCUGUCGUCACCCUGUCACUGUGCAGCCGUGCCGACACUCAACAGAACUACCCGUUUUGCUUCGGCUUGUAUCGUUUAAGCGUCGUCGUGCGUCUCGGCAGCACCGUAUUUCUGGUGUUUGGCUGCGUGACAACCGUGGUGGAGUCUCUGCACCGUGGCAUUCAUGCGCACCACUCGAGUCCCCUUUUUCUUCUCUCCCUCGGUGGCGUACAACUCCUCUCACAGAUCGUCUUCUGCCGUGAUGUUCGACUUACUGAUCGUGUGACGGGUCACCACGGCAUGGCAGGCGUGCAAAGUGAGGAUAUUCUCCAGAUGCUCUAUGCUGCGGCGUGCAGAGAGAGGUGUGCAGGGAGAGACGGAAGCUCCUUUGAGGAGUUCCACUGUCCCUCGAGCGUAUCGGGGCAUGGCCGAUCGCCGAUGGCGCACGGCAGUCCUAGUGGCGUGCAACGCACGGUGCACAACAGUUCUGCAACAAUGGUCGUUUACCUGCUGUGCCCGAUCACGUGCGUCGUCGCCAGUGUGGUGAUGUUGGUGACAGACAGCGCUGCCCCUGACGUGAUCGGGGCACUGUUCCUGGCCAUCUAUUACUCUUACGUCGGAUAUCAGAACGGACGCGAUAUGCUCGACUUGCUGAUGAACAAAUCUGUGACCGACACGCGGCGCUUGCACAAGUUGGAGCGAUGCCUGCGCAACAUCAAGGUGCUGGACGGUGUGCUGUUGGUGCAGUCAACCGUGUGGUGGAACAUCAACGCAUCAGAGAGCAUGCUGCUCAUUCGCUUAAGGCUAAUGUCCGGCUCUGAUGCGUGCGCUGUGUCGCACGCAGUACGCAAACAGCUGUUUGAGCUUGCGACGUAUGUGUAUGUGGAGUGCUUCCCCGCUAGCAGUGCGAACGGUCUCGGGGAUAGCGCGCCGUCGUCGUGGGGCACCCCGCUGACGGGCGCGCAUGGACACAGUCAUGGCGUGCAUGGCCACUCGCACAGCCACCACCGUCACAACCAUAAAAGCGAUCAAAGUCACGACCACGGAAACAGCCAUGACAAUGGACACAACGUCGAUGGCCGCUGUGGCCACGAUCACGGUCAUUCGCACAGUGACCUGUUUGUCGCCAGCGGUGAGGUCACCUUAUCAACUAGGCGACACUCCAAUGAGUUUGGCGCCAUCAGGGGCGAUGGGCGACCUGGUCCUAUGGCAGCUGCUUUGCCUUCCGGUGCGCAGAGGUUUCCUGGAGUGAUGUCCUACAGAGCCCACGCAGGUGGUGAACCGGCCUCAAUGGAGUUUCCCACACCUCCGGGGACCACUAGCGGAGGACGUGAUCCCUUAGCUGAGCGACAGCGCUUCUUGAGAGACGUACCCCCAAUCGACAAUGCCACUGCAGCGCAGCCGUCACCGUCUACAGGCUUUUCCUAUGUCUCAUCUAAUCCGUACGGUGUGGGUACUAUGAGCCCAGAGAGUUGCUUCGGCCAGCCCGUACAUCGCGACGCAGCCGUUCGAGCUGCAGAUUUCACUAGUUCUCUAGCACUGCCGUCGCGCCUGCCGGAUAUGCCGCCCUCGGUCGUCAUGCCGCUUCGCGAUCAAGGUGCUCGUAUCGGCGGUGAGGUGAGGAGGAGCACAAAUCCUAGUGUAAUGCAUGACUUCAUGUAA